AAUUUUUCAAAGAGAAGAAAGCUCUUCAGAGCAAUCUUACCCUUAAGAGGAGGGGGUAAGAAAAAAAACCCUUGAGUACAGGUUAUUUUUGUGGAUGAGCCACAUUACUAUUUACCAUCCACAACCACCGGUAUCAACCAAAAUUUUCCAUACAUAAUAAUCCCCAGAGCCAAAAUUUAGUUCAUUCAUAUGAAAAAUUCCUCCUCACCACCAUCAUAUCAUCUUCCUUCUGCUAUCGCAGCUUCUUUCAAAAAACGGUUAAUACUUAAAUAACCAGUUUCAGAGGGCAAGGAAACAGAGAGAGCCAGCCAAUCAUAAUGAAUUCCACUGUUCAAGAUUCCGGGAUUUCGCCUGAAUUUCGUCAAGAAAACAACAUUCCCGGCAUUGAUUCCGUCGCCGCUCUUCCAUUCCUGCCACCGCUCCGACUUAAUUACGCUUCUAUCAACUGCGGAGACCACCAGUUGACCACCAUGGCGCAGUGCACACCAAGACGCGUCUCCAAUAAGAGACAAUCUCCUUCUGAUUUUUCUCCUGAACAACCUUCUUCCAAAAGGGCCGCCACCGCCCAGCAGCCAUCUUCCUCCGCAGGCGGUUCCUCCGGCGGCCAGCUCCUCCAAAACGGAUUCACUAAAAUCCCACUUUCAUCUACUGGUCUGGGUCGGACUCUUUCUGCUCCAAUUCCCACCAAGAAUCUCUAUGAUCAAUUCUCAGAGGGUGCUUUGACCAAUUCUCUGAUCCACAAUCCCUCGCCGGAGAAGAGUUCUGGGGUUAAUUCUGUGCCCGUUCAUUUGCCGCCGUCUCAGCAGCCUCAGAGACCUCUUUACCGUACAUACUCUGAACCCAUUCCGGCGGCAUACCAAUCGGUUGCAACCUCUGCCAGCCCAAGACCUCCGGCAGCUGGACACGGAAUUCAAGAAAGUCCUGAUGCUAAGAGAUUCAGAAGAAUGAAGGAUAGACUGAGAGAGAUGAGUAAAUGGUGGAAUGAAGUCAUUAAGGAAGGUGAAGAGGAAGAUGAAUCUGGCUCUGAUAAUGAUGAUCAUCACUGCCCACCAAAGGAUGAAUGUGAAGCGAAUCAAGGGACUGAAGCGAGUGAAAAUGAAGAAGCUAGUCAUCAUGAUCAGGAAGCUGUGUGGGUUGAGAGGAAAGGGGAGCUCCUGAUUCUGCAUUUCAAGUGUCCCUGCAGUAAAUCUUAUCAAAUUCUUCUAUCUGAGAAUAAUUGCUACUACAAGCUUUCAUCUUUCUGAUCUCACAAUUCAUAAAGCAUAUAUCCUGAUCAUGUUCAUCUUUACAGUACACACAAAUAGAAAGAGAUAGUCAGAUAGAUUCCUGGAAUUUGUAAUUCUCAUUUUCUUCUUAGAUGUCCAAUCAAAUGGAAGUCUUUUCUUUUCUGUCUGCUGUUUUUGAUUCAGAUUCUGUUGUUCAAAAGAAAGAGAGAAGAGUGUUGUUGGGAAUACAGUUUUAUUCAGGGGAUUUUUAGUUGUUCACUUGUAAUGCUAAGCCUACCAUUCAUAUUUGUUUCCAGUUUCCACUGAUUACUACAAUUCAGUUGAUAUGCAAAAAAUUGCAGCC
Messenger RNA from Oldenlandia corymbosa var. corymbosa, 1569 nucleotides. NCBI's taxonomy places the organism in Eukaryota, Viridiplantae, Streptophyta, Magnoliopsida, Gentianales, Rubiaceae. The record is from the annotation of a GenBank genome assembly.